Molecule: messenger RNA, 3390 nt
Organism: Nezara viridula (southern green stink bug)
Lineage: Eukaryota; Metazoa; Arthropoda; Insecta; Hemiptera; Pentatomidae
Source: the annotation of a GenBank genome assembly
AUUAAUGCAAAAAUAUGAUAAUGCUAAAUCGGUGCUCUAUAUAUAUGGAAGUGUAAAGAGUUUUCACAGUUAGUAGCCAAAAUAUUAUCAGAAAAAAUGAGAAACAUUUUAGUUGGAUUUCUUGUUAUUGCAAGUUGUGGAGUAGUAUAUUCAUCACCGAUUCCUGAUAAUUCAACACCAUCUUUCCAAACGGUGUCAUCUUCAACAGAAAAAAUUGCUAAUGAAGCACAUUCAACUACAACAGCAAAAAAAGAAGAAAAAGAUAUCGCCCCUACAACUCCAAGUACGACAACUAAACUUCCAGAGCUUUCAAAAUCAGUUACUGAAAAUCUUUCUGACAAAGGAUUGGGUGCAACUGUGAAUACAGCAAAUAAAAAUGAAGCCUUUACUUCAUCGACUCACAAACCAGAACCAUCAAGUAAUAAAGGCGAAACAAAAGAUCUAACUUCAACCCUUGGUCUUAAAGGUGAACCGAUUGGCAGUUCAUCUCUAAACCACAAACAGGAAGCAAAAGAAACAACUACUACAUCUUCAGGCUCCAAGGUAGAAUCGACUAACUCUUUAGCUGCAGGCCAAAAAGGACCAACAACUAUAAAACCUGCUGAUGGAGAUAAGGAAAAGAAACCUAAUAAUAACCAGAAAACUACUAAAAAUUCAACUGCAUACUUAGACAAAGGCAAGGUAGUAGUAUUCAAUGGCAUUUGUGGUCCAGAGGGAUGUGAAAUCGAAGGAGAUAUUUAUGAUGAACUAGUGCCUCUGCCUCAUGCAAAAACACAAGAUCUGAUGGAAAGUGAAGAUGAUUUGAAUGACUAUGUGAAACUUAGGAAUAUUGAAGGAAAAAUACCAAUUAAAAAAACCUGUAAACAUGAAAAUUUUGAAGAAGAUAAGGGAGAGAGCAUCGAUGAAAAUCCUAUAUCCCCAGAAAAUAACACUGAAACUGAAAAACAGGAGUUGGAUAAUUUAAAUGAUGUCACUGCAAUCACAGAACAAGAAUUGCAUGUUGAAAAUGAUAAUGAAUGUGAAAGGAAAACUCCUGAAAUAGAUAAGGAAACCGAGAAUAAAACGAAAGGUAUCCUGAAAUACGAAAGAACUUAUUCAAAUAAACAUGUAGAUUUUAACAUGGACUUGGAGUUUGUACCAUUUGAUGAGUCCAAAGAUUACACUAUUGAUAUUCAAAUAGUAGAACAGAUGCCUAAAAAAAUAGUGUCUUAUGCGGCUCUGUUUGCUCAGCAGAAAAAAGAAGAAGAAGAUAAAAUCAUGAGAGCAGCAGAAGAGAAGGAAAAACAAAACCGUAAACAUAAUAAGAAAAGGAAAUAUCAAGAAUGGAAGAAAUAUCGGAAGCAAGAAAAAGAAAACAACUCGCUGAUUCAAGAUAUUAAACAUAACAUAAGUCAUCUUACAGAAAUUGAUUCGGUUGAAAACCACCCGAGCACAGAAGACGAAAUGGAAUCUGAAAGGGAAGAUUUCAGUGAAAAUAGUUAUCAUUCUGAUACUGAUAUAGAAGAACAUUCUGAAACUACCGCAAAUGCCGAAAAUGAAGGCGCUAUGUGUGUAGAAGACGACGCCUUCACAAAUCAAUCAGAAGAACCAAAAUUAGAAUGCAAAACACCAACUGAUGAUUUGAAUAUACCUUUAAGCGAUACUGAGAUUGGGGCUGAAAUCAAGGAGGCGUUUCAUAACGAACAUAAAGAGAGCAAAUGCCAAAACAGUAGCAAUGAGAGUUGUGGAAAUACUAUGAUUACCGAAAAUAAUGCUGAUAAUCAACAGUUCGUUUGUGUGCCUGCGAAAAAACAACGAUCGAACAGCCUUUCAAACAUAGACGACUUUAGGAAACCAAAGCGCUUCGUAGUUCAGCGAUUGCCCCGGGAAAUGGAGCUCAUAAUCUGCAAGCAGCUCGAAAAGCAAUACUACGAGUAAAUAAAUUAUCAUGGAAAAUUCUUAUAAAAAUAAACAAUUCGAAGUUGUGUAUUGAUGUAGAUUUGAUAUACUCUGUAAAUAUUAUGUUAAGCGCUUAUUAUUAUUAAAUAUCACGAAGUACACUAAUAAGUGACACGAUAAAUAAUGUUCUUAUGAGCUAAAAUUUUAAUACUUAACUAUUCCAUUAGGAAACUUUUUCUAGUAAUUUUAAUUAAAAAAUCAAUGAUGUAUUGAUACUUAUGUUCUAACUAAAUUAUUUAGCCAUAAUUAUUAAUUCAUAAAAUUAACGACAAAACAAUAAUUCCUUAUUUUCAGGAUUUCACAUUCUAAUUGACCGAACGACAAGUAAUAUUGUCAAAGAUUGCAGUUUUACGUUCUAGUUUUACGUUUUAGAAUUUCACGUUUGUAAGUAUAUAUUAUUACCAUAAUAAAGAAAAACAUAGGAUUUAACUGUGGCAACAUAUUUUUUUUUUCUUAUAUAAAAAACUGGAAAGCAAAUAUAAUAAUAUGAAUUGAUGUUUUUAAACUAAGCUAAACUUUCUUAAGAAAUUAAAAUGUUAGAUUAUAUAAAAAUGUUAAUCAUUUUAUUUUCAUAAACUUAAUCAUUUCUGUAAUUACUAACGUUGAAAAUAUAGCAUUGUUUAAAAAAAAAAAAUUAUAAAACGCAUCGGGUGCAUACCUCCCCUCUCGUAAGUCGUAGUCCAGUAAAGUAAACAGCCUUACCCCAACAUUCAAAAAAUUAACAUGAAAUUUGUUUCAAGAAAUUUUUUUCAACCCUCCCUAUAAUAACUGGUAAAAAGCAAAUAUGGGCAAAUGCUACUCAAUUUACUCAAAUACAGACCUCAUUUGGGUACCAAAGAAUUUAAUUACUACUUAAUUUGAAGUCAAACGAUUAGCUGAAGUAGUGAUUGAAUUCCUAAUAGUGAUUUAAUUUAAGUAAAAUGCUUGGUACUCGGUACUCAAAGUAGCAUUUGCCGGUCUCUGGUAAAAAGUCCCAAAGAAUCCCGCGUCGGGUUUUGAUGAGGGAAAGAAGGACAGAAAAGUGAUUUUUUUAAGCUUUUUAAGAAUAUCUCAAAAACUGUGAGAUUUAUCGCAAAUAUUGUUCAGUAUAUAAUUAAAGUACUUUAAAAUCUCUAUAAAAAUGAUCCUAUACAUUCGUUUGAUAAAAUCAAUGGUUAUGGGGCUAUUUAUGAGAUUAUAUUUAGUGUAUUUUCACUUUAAGCAAAAAUUGCUUCAAACCACAUUGUUCAUAGUAGACGAUACCUUCUUAAGGUGUUAUUCAUUUUUUAAACAUAUUUGAUCCUUCAAAUUAUUAUCCAAAGUUUCUUUCUUUUAAUGAUUCUAAAAAGUCAUUGACAACAUAAUUAUAUUCGAUAUCAAUCAAUGGGGAAUUUCGUGAUAAUGAUAUGACGUUUAGAUUGACGUUAAUUUCAUAUAUGUAAUAGAAGAUAUUAAAACUAAUAAAAAUUUACU